This is a messenger RNA of Gymnogyps californianus (California condor), 2127 nucleotides long. It is a transcript of the gene LRRN3, whose product is annotated as leucine rich repeat neuronal 3. Gene Ontology annotation, molecular function: protein binding. The transcript has a single exon. The record is from RefSeq and is a predicted model, not a curated record. Bases 1 to 2127 code for a protein of 708 amino acids. NCBI's taxonomy places the organism in Eukaryota, Metazoa, Chordata, Aves, Accipitriformes, Cathartidae.
AUGAAGGACAUGCAACUCAAAAUUAAUUUUCUACUUGGCCUAGUUAUCACUGCGCUAGUACAAGCUGUAGAAAAAAAAGCAGACUGCCCAGAGUCAUGUAUAUGUGAGAUCAGACCAUGGUUCACCCCCAGGUCUGUGUAUAUGGAGGCUCCAACAGUGGACUGUAAUGAUUUAGGCCUUUUUAAUUUUCCAGCCAGACUGCCUGCUGACACACAAGUUCUACUUCUACAGACUAAUAAUAUUGCAAAAAUUGAACAUUCAGUAGACUUCCCAGUGAAUUUAACUGGUCUAGAUUUAUCUCAGAACAAUUUAUCCUCAGUGACCAGUAUUAAUCUUAGAAAGACACCACAGUUGCUUUCAGUGUACCUUGAAGAAAACAAACUUACUGAACUCCCUGAAGAAUGUCUCUCUGAACUCCACAAUUUACAAGAGCUUUAUAUUAAUCAUAAUCUGCUUUCUGUGAUUGCACCGGGAGCUUUCAUAGGCCUCAAUAAUCUUCUCAGACUUCAUCUCAAUUCAAACGGUCUGCAAAUGAUUAACAGGAAGUGGUUUGAAGCUACUCCUAAUCUUGAAAUUCUCAUGAUUGGAGAAAACCCAAUAAUCAGAAUCGAAGAUAUGAACUUUAAGCCUCUUAUCAAUCUGCGCAGCCUAGUUUUAGCAGGCAUAAAUCUCACUGAAAUACCAGAUAAUGCUUUGGUUGGCCUUGACAACUUAGAAAGCAUCUCCUUUUAUGACAACAGAUUUGUUAGAGUUCCCCACAUUGCUCUUCAAAAGGCUACAAAUCUUAAAUUUCUGGAUCUAAAUAAGAAUCCCAUUAACAGAAUACGACGAGGAGAUUUUAGCAAUAUGCUGCACCUAAAAGAGUUAGGAAUUAAUAACAUGCCUGAACUGAUUUCUAUAGAUAGUCUUGCUGUUGAUAAUUUGCCAGAUUUAAGAAAAAUAGAAGCUACCAAUAACCCCAGAUUAUCAUACAUUCAUCCAAAUGCAUUCUACAGACUUCCCAAACUGGAAUCGCUCAUGCUCAACAGCAAUGCGCUGAGUGCCCUGUACCGCAGUACAAUAGAAUCCUUGCCUAACCUCAAAGAAGUUAGUAUACACAGCAAUCCCAUUAGAUGUGAUUGUGUCAUCCGCUGGAUUAACAUGAAUAAAACAAACAUUCGCUUCAUGGAGCCGGAGUCUCUGUUUUGUGUAGAUCCUCCCGAAUUCCAAGGCCAGAAUGUGCGGCAGAUACACUUCCGGGAAAUGAUGGAAAUCUGUCUCCCCCUGAUAGCUCCUGAAAGUUUUCCAUCUACUCUGGAUUUAAAAACUGGCAGCCAUAUUUCCUUACACUGCAGAGCAACAGCAGAACCAGAACCUGAAAUCUACUGGAUAACACCAUCAGGACACAAACUUUUGCCUAAUACUAUUUCUAAUAAAUACUACAUUCAUUCCGAAGGAACAUUAGACAUAAGUGAUGUAACACAAAAAGAAAGUGGCUUAUAUACAUGUAUAGCAACGAAUUUAGUUGGGGCAGACCUAAAGUCAGUCAUGAUUAAAGUGGAUGGCUCUUUCCCUCAGGACAGCAAUGGAUCUUUGAAUAUUAAAAUAAAAGAUAUAAAAUCUAAUUCUGUUUUGGUUUCAUGGAAAGCAAGUUCUAAAAUUCUGAAGUCCAGUGUUAGAUGGACAGCCUUUCUGAAAGCUGAAAACUCUCAGGCUGCACAGAGCGCUCGAAUACCAUCUGAUAUAAAGGUAUAUAAUCUUACACAUCUAAAUCCAUCAACUGAAUACAAAAUUUGUAUAGAUAUUCCCACUAUCUAUUCACAGAAUAAGAAACAAUGUGUCAAUGUAACCACAAAAGGACUGGACUUGGCAGUGAAAGGCUAUGAAAAGAACAACAUAAUAGGAUUCCUUGCCUGCCUUGGUGCUCUUUUGGGAAUCAUCUCUGUGAUAUAUCUCUACAGCUGCAUCUCACGAGAGAUGAACUAUGACGUUGGACACAGCUAUCUAAAGAAUUACCUGAAGAAACAAUCCUUUUCACUCAAUGAGCUUUAUCCUCCUCUAAUCAGUCUUUGGGACAUGGGCAAAGAAAAAAGCACAGCAAUGGAAGUAAAAGCAACUGUAAUAGGUGUACCAACCAAUAUGUCAUAA